CAAAAUCGGGCUUAUGUAUUCAUUUCUUCCAUUGAAUAACACUGUUGACGUGCACUAUUUUACGAUAUCAUUUACAAAUCUAAAGAAAUGCACUUCUAACAAAAAUGAUACUAGUAGUAGAUAAGAUAUGAGCGGCUGAUCUGUAUGGGCAAUUGUGAAAUUAAUACUAUAGAUUGUAUGCUUCUUAUCGGUAAUUGGGUCGCAUUCCGAAAUGCGGUGCGUGCCUAAAGAGAAGAAAGAGCAUGAGCGGAAAACAGCAAGCCAAAAUGCAAAUUAUUUUUAGUCAUUGCCAUACCGUCAAGGUGGCAACAGCUCGUUUUGGUGUGUUCAAGAAUUUGAGUUCAUUGCUAUUUAAGACAGUGCCAGGUCACUGUUUCUGAGGCAUGGCAAAGUGAAAGGAAAAACGCGAAGGUGGAAUUAGGAGACAACGAGAAGGACUCAAAUAUCGAAGACCUGUCCGUCCCACUCCACCACAUGCCCGCAAAGACGUUAAACUUCUGGCUUAGUUAAUUCAUUUGCGAAGUUAAGAAGCGAAGUGAUGCCCGAGGAAGUCGGCCUUGUUGAUCCUGAAAAUAAAGAUGACAAGGAAAAGCUGUACAAGGAAUUCGAUGAUGUGUUCGAAAACGUGCGAUCGUUCGGUACAUACCAGCGCCUCCUGUAUUUCCUGACUAAUCUGAUAUGUAUUCCCCUGAUGGCGCAGUUCUCUUCCCUGGUAUUCGUUAUGGGCACGCCCCAGUUCCGAUGUGCCACGCCCAACACUACCUGCCCGCCUAGCAAGUGUUGUGAUAACUGUACGGAGUAUGUGUUUAAAGGACCUCUCAAGACUACAGUAGCAGAGUGGAACCUGAUUUGUGACCGCGCGUACCUGGGCGCCACUCUCCAGUCGUGCUAUUUUGUGGGGAUGUUGAUUGGCUCGUUGGUCGGUGGCGUCCUCUCGGACUUGUUUGGACGCAAGAAAUGCAUUUUUUUCUUCAGCGCCUUUUUGACGGUGUUUGGGGGAGCAUCUUCGUUUGUGCAUCAUCCCGUGGCCUUUGCUGUGCUUCGUGUCUUCGUCGGCAUCAGUCUUACUAGUGUCAUGCUUACACAGUUUGUGUACGUCAUGGAGAUUGUAGGACCUCGAUAUCGGACGAUGGCCAGUAAUGUCAUGGACAUCUUCUGGUAUGGAGGUGCUUGCUUUCUUAUUCUGUUCGCGUACCUUCUUCCGGCCUGGCGUUGGCUCUCGCUGGUCUACACGCUACCGAUAGCAUUAAUUCUACCGUUCUGGCCCUGGAUCCCCGAGACUCCGCGAUGGCUGGCAGCUAACGGCUCACUGGACGAGGCCCAUCGCAUCUUAAUGAAGUUCGGAGGAAGCAAGGGAAAGUCAUUGGACUCGGCGCAGCUCAGAGCUUUACUCGACCAAAUCAGACAAGACCAAAUCGAACGCAUCGUGAAAGCCAAGAAAGAUACGCCUGUGGACAUGUUCCGGACGAGCAAGAUGAGAAAGUUUUCUCUGAUUGUUUGUCUUCACUGGUUUGUUACUGCCCUGCUUGGCUUUGGAAUUUUUCUUUUCAUAAUGCAGCUUGCUGGCAACAUCUAUAUCAACUAUUUCAUCAUGCGAUUCUUGACACUGCUAAGGGUGUUCCUAAGCUGGCUCCUGUACGCUAAGUUCGGUAGGCGUUUGGUUUUUGGUGGAUUCAUGACUGGAGCAGGUGUCAUUUGUCUGAUUGUGCUGGCAAUAUACCAAGACUACCCACUCGUCACUACUGGAAUAGCUAUUGCAGUCAAAAUUAUGAUUGAUUGUAAUUGGGCUGGAAUUUACCUAAUGACCUCUGAAGUUUUCCCAACUGUACUUAGGAAUACCGCGAUGGGGAUGGGUUCAUGCAGCGCUCGUAUAGCAGCAAUUCUAGCACCCUACAUCGUCAUGACGGGUCAGUUACCAGGCCUCUCACUUGCCCUCCCGGUCACCAUAUUUGGCGUGUGCGCCAUUGUUGGUGGUAUAGCAACCUACUGGCUUCCCGAGACGCUCUUCGCGCCGAUGCGUCAGACGGUGGAGGAGGCGGAUGCAGCUGAUGACGAUUAUCGGCUAGUCUGUUGGGGGAAACCGCUGACACGGAAAGGAGACCCGAAGACGGCUCAAGUCAAAGAAUCAGAAGGAUAUUCAAAGGUCCCGUUAGACUGUUAGAUAUGAAAAAAUGUAGGCGUUACUGAAAUUCUCUCAAGACAGCCUUAUUAGUAAUAUUAACUAGUGAUAAAAUUAAUUUUGUAACUAUCGAAACCCAUCAAGGACAAGUGAUGAGGUUGCAUCAUAAGAAGAGUAGUUUAUUACUCAUGUUGUUCAAUUUUGUACUUUUCUUCGUCUACACACAAGAUGCCCAGGCUACUUGAUUAUGUAAUACAGGAAAUGGUAAUGUAUUACGGUCAUUGUAAAUUUCUACAGCAAGUGCCACAUCUAUAAUUGGGUUAUUGACUUAAGUACUUGGUCGACACUUUAUGUAAAGGCUUUGAAAGCAAAUUGUUAGCUUAUACCUUUUCGAUCGAGUCCGUUAACUGUAACCCCCUCUGACUCAAAUCUCUUCAGAGCUCGAGUAAGCAAGGUAAUCACAGUAUUAUUAAGGAUAAUUACUUUUUCAUUAAAGAACUCAUGCACAAUACACUA
Molecule: messenger RNA, 2635 nt
Organism: Nematostella vectensis (starlet sea anemone)
Lineage: Eukaryota; Metazoa; Cnidaria; Anthozoa; Actiniaria; Edwardsiidae
Product: organic cation transporter protein
Exons: 10
Coding region: 539-2161 (540 amino acids)
Biological process (GO): transmembrane transport
Cellular component (GO): membrane
Molecular function (GO): transmembrane transporter activity
Source: RefSeq, a predicted model, not a curated record